Molecule: messenger RNA, 579 nt
Organism: Plasmodium knowlesi strain H
Lineage: Eukaryota; Apicomplexa; Aconoidasida; Haemosporida; Plasmodiidae
Product: conserved Plasmodium protein, unknown function
Exons: 1
Coding region: 1-579 (192 amino acids)
Source: RefSeq, a predicted model, not a curated record
AUGGCGAUAAAUUGUUCUUUCCAUAGUUUGGGCACGGAUGACAUGGCUCUUCAAAAAUAUAAAACUUUAAUUGUGCAUAUAUCAUUCCUGUUGAGCAUAAUAACAAUGUGCGUUUCGCUUGCGUUAGUUAUUGUGGCUAGUAUCCUUUCAAGAGAUGAGGGUUCCACGUAUGUUGACCUAAACAUAAAUGAGGGGGACGGCACUGUUCCCAACACGUACGUGUACAUACAAAAUGAUUCAUCCCCCUUUGCGUUGCAGCUAAAGGGGAAGGAGAACUCUGUCUCCGUCGACACUUCCAUGGGGAUGAGUGCAGGGGAAGAAGGAGAAGAAGCUGCAGUAAAUGAAGAGAGGAAUGGUAACAACUCAAGUGAUCAAACGAUGAAAGAUGGGGAAGAAGGAGAAGAUGCAGUAAAUGAAGAGAGGAAUGGUAACAACUCAAGUAAUCAAACGAUGAAAGAUGGGGAAGAAUUGUUCGUCUUUGAUGGAGACCCGCAAGCACUACCAAAAGGAAACUCCAAAGUGGACGAAUUAAAUCCUGGUGAGAAGCAAAAUAAAGUCAUACGGAUAGUGAUGAACUGA